This is a messenger RNA of Anopheles maculipalpis, 1317 nucleotides long. Its product is annotated as ovarian-specific serine/threonine-protein kinase Lok-like. Gene Ontology annotation, molecular function: ATP binding; protein binding; protein serine/threonine kinase activity. Gene Ontology annotation, biological process: protein phosphorylation; mitotic DNA damage checkpoint signaling. Bases 1 to 1317 code for a protein of 438 amino acids. NCBI's taxonomy places the organism in Eukaryota, Metazoa, Arthropoda, Insecta, Diptera, Culicidae. Gene Ontology annotation, cellular component: cytoplasm; nucleus. The transcript has 5 exons. The record is from RefSeq and is a predicted model, not a curated record.
AUGGAAGAAAUUGACACAGAACCACUUAGUAUUGUUAGCAUUCCGUUGGAUUUACCGGUAGCGGAAAAUCCACCGAGCUAUGGCCAAUUGGUGGGCGGCUCUUCACUAUUCGGAACGAUCGAACUUUGCAGCGAAAUUUUCAAAUUCGGCCGUGAUCCAAGAUGCAAUUUGGUAAUAGACCAAACACAUUUUCCACCGUCAUUACGAUCCUUCAUCUCGAAUGUACACUUCAUAUUGCAGAAGGAUCUCAAGGAUCAUUGCAGUCCUACGUAUAUUAUCGAUAAUUCAAUGAAUGGAACAUCAGUAAAUGGGACACUAAUUGGGAAAAAUAAUCGCAUCAUCCUCAUGCACGGAGAUAUCAUCUCGAUCGCCUCCUUUGCCAAUCUGUUCGUGUACUAUCAGCACAGCUAUACUGUUCCGAAGGAAAUUGUAACAGAAUCAUUGAAGCAAAGUUACCACAUUGGAAAAACUCUUGGGUCAGGGUCUUUUGGGACGGUUUAUCUGCUACACGCCAUCGCAACCUGCAAGCCGUACGCGUUGAAAGUGGUGAAAAAGACGCGCGUCGUUGCGCAAAUGAACAAUACGUCGUGUUUAGAUAACGAAGUAUAUAUUAUGAAGAAAUUAAAUCAUCCGUGUAUUAUUAAAAUGUUUGAAUUUAUCGAGGAACCGGGCUCAAUCUGCAUGGUGAUAGAGUAUAUGCAGGGUGGUGAUUUGUUGACGCGCAUUCUGGACAACCACCAUCUUUCGGAGCAUAUUGCGAAAUUUUUCUUCUACCAGCUCUGUGAAGCUAUCCGUUACCUACAUGACAAGGGAAUUAUUCACCGCGAUUUGAAGCCGGACAAUAUUCUGCUCAAAGACAGCAACAUUUACACACUGCUGAAAGUAUCCGACUUUGGUUCGAGCAAGUUUCUAGGCAACAAUGUCUUAAUGCGUACCAUUUGCGGCACUCCGGAGUACGUUGCACCGGAAGUGCUGGAACACGGCAAUCAAAAACCGUACACCCGUCAAAUCGACAUCUGGAGCCUUGGCGUUGUACUGUACACGAUGCUUAGUGGCUUGCUACCGUUCGCGAAAAGUGAUGGCAUUACGGAUAUUGAGCAGAUCAAGCGUGGUCAGUUUACCCUAUCCUACCCGGUGUUUCGUAGCGUAAACUCUUGUCGUGUUAAAAAGUUGAUUUAUGACAUUUUAAACGUGGAUCCGAAAAAGCGACCAACGAUCACAAUGUUAGUCCAGAGUGAAUGGUUUCGCGAUUCGAACGAAGUCCAGCAGGCAAAAUGUAUGAUGAAUGAAUUUAAAAAUGUAUCUGUGAGUAUCUAA